AUGUAUACAGUAAUGUAUAUCCCAGCUCCCCUGUACUCCAUUAUAGUGAUAUGACAUGUAUACAGUAAUGUAAUGUAUAUCCCAGCUCCCCUGUACUCCAUUAUAGUGAUGUGACUCCUCGAGUCCCCCGCGGCGGUGGAGAUGGUGCCUCCUCUCAGCGGAGGAGAGCAGAAGAAGCCGGAGACCAGAAGUUGGAAACUGGAACUCUGCUUCACAAUGAGGCUUGGAGCGCAGCCGCACCAUCAUCUGUGCUCGCCGCUGAAGAAUUUCUCUUUGCAUUUGGAGAGCUGGCGAGCGGCUUUUUCAAGCCCUGUCUAG
Messenger RNA from Staurois parvus, 318 nucleotides. NCBI's taxonomy places the organism in Eukaryota, Metazoa, Chordata, Amphibia, Anura, Ranidae. The record is from the annotation of a GenBank genome assembly.